Molecule: messenger RNA, 2660 nt
Organism: Paramecium octaurelia
Lineage: Eukaryota; Ciliophora; Oligohymenophorea; Peniculida; Parameciidae
Source: the annotation of a GenBank genome assembly
AUGAGUUCUAACUCAAAUACUCAAACAUUUCAACCUGUAGGAAAAGCAUUACCGAGAGAGAUUAUCAAAUGGAUUCAAGGGCUUGAUUUAAGUUAUUCGGUUAAAGAUCCUAGGAGGUAUAGACUAUUAUUGAUAACUUAUAUAGAGAUUUGAGUAAUGGUUUUUUGAUAGCUGAAAUAUUUUCUCGUUAUUAUCCUGGCAGAGUUUAAAUGCACUCUUUUGAUAAUUCACAAAAAGAUGAAAGAAGAUUGAACAAUUAUAAGCAAUUAGAGCUCUUCUUUAAAAAGAAUGAUAUAGUGGUUCCGAAUCAUAAAGGAUUUGCUGAGAUUUUAGAUAAUGAUUGGAAUGCACUUUAUAACUUUCUAGUGAGCAUUUAUAGUUUCUUAACUUAAAGAAAGUAUUGAGUUUGUUUAAAUAAGGGUUAUCAAUCCUCCUUUGGCAUCUUAUGUGAAUUCUAAAGAAUUUGCUACAUCAACCCAAAAUACAUAGACAUUCUUAUUAAAAGAAAAGGGAAUAGAGAAAUUGCAAGAAGAGCAGAAACAGGAAGAUUAAUUCUAAAAAGAAUAACUUUCUGAAAAACAUGCUCCAUUGUCGGUUUCAUCUAAAAGAACUAAUUUUAUGAGAGUUCCAAGCAAACCAAUCAGUUAAAAUUUAGAGAACCUAAACUACUAAAUUGAAGUCAAAAAUAUCAGUUACAGACCUGUUUAAGGGAGUUUGUUGAAGUUGAAAGAGGAACAAUAAUAGUAAGAAAAGCAAUAGGAAAAGCUGAAUUCAAACAACGAUAGACAGAUAUAGGAUUCCUUUUAAAAAACGCCGAUGGAUGAAAACAAGAGGGAAGCCACAUCAACAAGAGAAAAACAAUUAGAUAAAUCCAUCUAUGAUGUAUGAAUUUUAGACAUAUUUAGAUUCUAAAUGAAGCUCUAUCAUAAAGAUAAUAAUUUCCUUAGUUUGUAUAAACAGUUUAAUUCAAAUAGAAUGCAACAGCUUUAUAAAGCUUUAUAGACUUAAUUGAUAUAUAUCCUGAUGAUUUUGUCAAUGGAUUCUUUUAAGAAUUGAUAACUUAGAAAGAAGCAUAUAUAAAUUUCAUAUUUAAAGAUACGAAUGAAGUAUGGAAAUUUUUUAAAUUUACUUUUUAAUGUAUCUAAAAUUUACCAGUUUAAAGAGUUCAUGUUUGUAUAGAUUUGGUUAAUCAAUUUGGUGCGAGAUCAUUAUAAAAGGAUGCUUUGAAAACAAGAUCCCUAUUCUUGGAAUUCUUUUUACCAGAAAUAUGUAUUCUAAUAAAAUAGAGUGUCUUCUUUGAAAAGAAAUAAUUACUAAUUUAAAUGAUAUGUUCCUUUUAAGAACCUAUGUUUAAAUAGUAGGUUAUCUAAACAAUGAAGUCGAAUUUAUCAGUAGAACAUUUUAUGUAAUGUUUGGCUGUCUUUUCAAGUUUUGAAUAAGAAUCAUCAGAAUUGUGGGCUGAAAUGAAACGAUUUGGUUAUAUCUAUUUUUCAUCAUCCUCAACAUCUUUGAGUUCAAGUGCUUUAGCAAUUUUAUGCAAUGCAGCUAAAGCUAAUUCUUAAGUGAAAAUUGAUAAACAUGUCAUGGCUUUGGCCAAGAAUAGAUGGUGGCAAAAUCGUUGUCUAUGUGUUAUAUUAUUUAGUGAAAUGAUUAGAGCAGUUAUCAAAACACCAAAUUACUAAAAUUUAAUUAAGUCUCCUUAACAGGGAUAGAAGUUCUUUUCCAUUGAAAAUGACAGAAUUAUUUCUGACUUAAAAGCAUAAGUUAAUCAUUUUUCAAAAGGAAUAGAAAUAGCUUCCUUACCUAUAGAUUCAGAUAUCCUUAUGACUCAAUCCUUGAUUCAUAUCGUGGAUUUAUUGGGAGAUAGCAAAAUCUUAUUAGAAUUGUUCGUAAAGAUCAUUCUUGAAGUAUCUCAAGAGUCAAGACAAUGGGCUUUAUUUAGUCAAGAUUAGCCAGAUGAAUAUGAUUUCUUUAUCCCUUCUGAUAAAAGCUUUAAAUUCAAAUUAAAUAUCAACUCUUAAUAUGUAAAAUAAGUUUCAUUUUCUAUCCUAUUGCAUUUAGUUGAAUUAGUAAUAAAUUGAUUAUUAUCUUAUAGCUCAAUACAUAGAAGUUGUUAAAUCUACCAUUAGGUCAUUUUGAAUUGCUACAUUGGUGCUUCUAAAAUACAGACUUCAAAAUAUAGAAUAUGGAAUCAUGUGAAUAGAUUGCUAAGGUAACAAAAGAAUAUGUUUAUUUGGGAUUGAGUGAUCCCACUAUUUUAUUGUAUGCUAAUGAUUUAGCAAAACAAUUGCUUGAUUUAUAAUUUAAAGCAGAAGUAUAGAUUGAAAAUCAUGAUAAAAUAUUUGCAAACAGUAUAAGAUUAGCGUUGAAAGCAGAGAACGAUUAAGUAUUAAACAACAUUGUUGAAUUUAUUGAAAACUUGGUUGCAGAAUCAGGACAAAGUGCUUCAGAUGGAUUAAAGAAGUAAAAAUAAGUCUAAAAUGAUUAGUUUUAUAAGAAGUGUUUAUGAUGAAUUGGAUUAGAUGAACCCAUCACCAUUAUCGAAUCCUAAGAUUUCUAAAUGCUUUGAAAGAGUGAAUGAUAGACCAUACUAGUCACCACAUCCAGAUGUUUCAGAUGUUUAAAUGUAAGAUGAAUAGUAAUCUGAUUUUUAAUAUUGA